Neltuma alba is the source of this 1690-nucleotide messenger RNA. RefSeq lists its product as uncharacterized. The record is from RefSeq and is a predicted model, not a curated record. The coding region runs from base 1 to 960 and encodes 319 amino acids. NCBI's taxonomy places the organism in Eukaryota, Viridiplantae, Streptophyta, Magnoliopsida, Fabales, Fabaceae. The transcript has 3 exons.
AUGGUCGUUCCCUCUUCAAAUUCCAUGAGAAGCAAGAAAACAAAUGCCGUGGGAAUCCCGACUGUGGAUCUUUCCAUGGAAAGGUCAGAGUUAUCGGAAUUGGUGAUAAAGGCAUGCGAGCAAUAUGGCUUCUUCAAGGCGGUGAACCACGGCGUGCCGGAGGAGGUCAUUUCCAGAUUGGAAAACGAAGGAAUUGAAUUCUUUUCCAAAUCCACCUCAGAGAAGCGACAGGCUGGUCCGGCCACACCGUUUGGUUAUGGUUGCAGAAACAUAGGCCCCAGUGGAGACAUGGGUGACCUCGAGUAUCUCCUUCUGCAUACAAAUCCUCUCUCCAUCUCCGACAGAUCCAAAACCAUCUCCAACAACCCUACCGACUUCAGGUUACCACUUACUGCAACUACUUUAAUUAUUCUUUCAUCUUUCUCCCAUAUUUAUAUAUACUUCUUCAUUAGUUACAUAUUACACAAACCCAAGAGGAAGAGGGGGAACAAGAGCUUGGACAAGUGGCAAACACGGGGGUUCACUUGGAAUAUACAUAUAUGUAUAAAUAUUUCUGCUUUGGGCAAAACGCCAAGUGAGCACAUAAUCAUGCUGCUCAAGGAACAUACUAGAUUCAUAACCAAAAGUCAGAAAGACAUCAAUAACUGGAGGAUUAUUAUAUUAAAUCGAGAGCUGAUCAGGGACGCUCAGAGCCACUCGGUGCUGAGGAUCAAUCACUACCCUCCAUCCAAGAGCAGCGCCAAGCGGGACCCAUCCAUGGGGUUCGGGGAGCAUUCAGACCCUCAGAUACUGACGAUCCUGCGGUCUACGGAGGUCGGGGGACUCCAGAUCUGCACGCGGGACGGGCUCAUCCAUCUUAUUGACUCAUCCGCAUUUGUCACCGUGAACACAAAAACAGGUUCGGGUACCUGUAUAUGCAGAGUCAAUCCGGCUGCCCCUGCUCCAACGAUUUCUGCGUAGAGACAUGUAUUUAUUAGCAAAUUUUCAAAGGUCAUAUCGAUCAGACAGUGAUCUAAGUCCAUGAAUUUAUUUUCAAAUAUCGAAUAAAACAUCUCAAGAGGUCUCAGACUAUAGGAGACAUCAUUAUCUAAAAAAGAUCAUCAGCCAAUGUCGGCAAUUUUAAUUCAUCACUGACCUCGCCCAUCAAACACCUAAUCAAGGAUAAUAUUUCAAUAGGAAAAAUAUAAACAGAACAACAUGAAAUUUACGGUUUAAAUAAGUGUGAAGCGAGUGGAGGGAUCGAUGAUAUAGAGGGGGAAAGAGACCACUCAGUGGUGGCUAUGGAGUAUAAGGUUCGAUUCUGCCAGCAGUCUUCCUCAAUUUGAAAUAUCAGAAGAGGGAGCUUAUGUAUCCGUUUCGUGGAUUCUCUUUCCCCAAAAUAUGAAAGAAAAAGUCGAUUAAUUUAAAAUCACACAGAAAAAUAACAUCGGGAAAGAAUAUAAAAGAAGAAUAACGAGGAAGGAAGAGAUCACUCAGGUCAGCGGGGUGGUCGACACGCAAAGUAUCAUCUCAAUAUAGAGAGAACCCUGCAUUCCGGUCUGUUGAGCUUGAAUUUUAUGGGGUCAUCACGGUGAUCUCUUCAUAAAGGUUACAAAAACAUACUGAAAGAUGAGAGAAUUGCGUAGUAAAAGGGAAAAGGGAGGUUUGAAACGAAAUCGGAAACCCAGAACCGCCAAAGCUUUUUCUUAGC